This is a messenger RNA of Cherax quadricarinatus, 666 nucleotides long. RefSeq names its product neurobeachin. The record is from RefSeq and is a predicted model, not a curated record. NCBI's taxonomy places the organism in Eukaryota, Metazoa, Arthropoda, Malacostraca, Decapoda, Parastacidae.
UGGCGUCUAUCCGUAGUCGUCAUUGACGUUUGUCCUGUGUAGCGUGGUGAUUUUCAGUGAAUGGUGAAUCUUAAAGUGCUACCUGUGUGAUCACAGUGUGUAUAAAGUUCAGUGAAAAUGGCGGAGGCAACUGAACCGCCUAUUGAAGAUGUUAAACGGCCAGAGGAUGUGGUUAAAGUGGCCAUGGCGGAUAACUUGAAGUUUGCCGUGUUGAUAGGGCUUAUUGAAGUGGGACAAGUUUCUAACAAGGAGGUUGUCAACACAGUCCUGCAACUGAUUGUAGCGCGAUCUCUUCCACCUCAGAGCCCCAGCGGGCCUGGCCUAAAGGUAAGUGAAGGUGUCGUGGUGUAGUAAGUGGGUCCUUGAACUGGUUUGUGUUGGGGUUCAGUAUGUGUGUGGGUGAGAUUAUCUGCUGCUUACCUGGAGAAGGUUUAGGUCCUGCCUACCACCACCACAAGAGAGACAACAAUAAAAUAAUACUCUCACCAGGUAAGUCAGGUUCUCCAGAUACCAGGUACAUCAUUCCUGAGAUGGGCUAAGGUGCUGGCUGCUGUUAGGCAACCAACCUACCUCCUAAUCCGUCCCUUCCUUAACCAUGAAACAAGGAAUGGUGUGUGAGCGUUCGUUAGUCGUGAGGGGAGACCACAGUCGGUGAGUACACGCCCU